Molecule: messenger RNA, 2049 nt
Organism: Drosophila ananassae
Lineage: Eukaryota; Metazoa; Arthropoda; Insecta; Diptera; Drosophilidae
Gene: mrj
Product: dnaJ homolog subfamily B member 6
Exons: 8
Coding region: 374-1429 (351 amino acids)
Cellular component (GO): cytoplasm; nucleus
Molecular function (GO): protein-folding chaperone binding; protein folding chaperone
Source: RefSeq, a predicted model, not a curated record
UUAUUCGUUUAUCUUUUUCCCCUUUUGCGCAUGGUUCGCGGUUUGUUGCUCGCUCUGUUAGUCUUGGGAUAUUUUUUACGCAAAGUAGCGCGCCUGGCGCUUCAAUUGAAUUGCAACGGAAAUUUAUUUGAAUUGUAUUACUACCAAUAAGCGAGAGUUCACCUGCUUUUCGAAGGAAGGAGAAGGUGUAAAAAGAUAAAAACAUACAAACAAAAAAUAAAAAACUACAAGACAAGACGCCCCAAGAGGAACCGACCGACAGCCCAUCAUCAUCGCAUUGGAUUGCAUUUUGUGCUGGACCGGCAAGCAACUGAAACAAUAAUCCCGAAAAUCACAGAGAUUACAGACUAGCCACCGCACACACAUCUGCAAAAUGGUGGACUAUUACAAAGUUUUGGAUGUGCCGCGCACAGCCACCGACAGUGAAGUGAAGAAAGCCUAUCGUAAACUGGCAUUGAAGUGGCAUCCAGACAAAAAUCCCGACAACCAAGAUGAGGCCAACAAACGCUUCCGCGAACUAUCCGAAGCCUACGAAGUGCUGUCAGAUGCACGUAAGCGCAGGAUCUACGAUUCCCGGGCCACGCUCCACAAGUCCUCCGCCAGCAGCAGCAGCAACAGCAGCUCCUACUCCCGCUACCGCAGCGGUGGAACCUCCUCCGGCUAUGGUCGCGACUACGAUUACGACUACUAUCCGGGCUCUGGAUAUGGGUCUGGAGCGGGACGGCGGUCCGGUAACCGCUACCAAGCCUUCACCUUCCGUAACCUGUUCGAGGGCACACCGUUUCACAAAGUCUUCGAGAAGAAACGUCGUAUCUACGAUGAGUACGGCAAGGAUGGCUUGGGAGACCGUGGUCAGAGCCGCUCGCACACCCGCCACCACUACAACACUCACGACUUGGAUGACUUCGAUAUAAUGGGUGGCUUUCCGUUCGUCUUCCGACCACCCGAGGAAGUGUUUCGUGAGUUCUUUGGCGUGAACUCGCCUUUUGCCGAUUUCUUCAGAGAUGCCAAUGGAUACUCGAACGGCAGCACGAGUGGAUCAAGCAGCAGUCGACGCCAUGGCGGCACCAGUGGCGGCAUAGGAGCAUCCCGCCACCAUCAUCACCACCAGCACAAAGUGGCCAAUCCGUUUGGAGCACCCAUGCUCAACUACUCGAUGAUGGACUUCUUUAUGCCCACCAGCGGCUUCACCUCCUUCUCGUCCAUGACCAGCAGCAAUGGCAGCAGUGGAGUCACUCACAUUUCCGGAGGACCCAGUGCAGGCGUUAAGCGCACCUCCACCUCAACGGUGUUUGUCAAUGGCAAGAAAUUGAUGACCAAACGGGUCGUCGAAAAUGGCAAGGAAACUGUCUUUUCAUACGAAAAUGAUGUCCUUAAAUCAAAGACUGUGAACGGAGUUUCCCAAAAGCUCUCUUCAAUAGCUAAUUAAUCAAGAAACACUUAUGCAUAAUAUCAAUAUGAGUAACAGCAGCGGUGCAUCGGCCACUGCAACAGUAACAUCAACAACAAAAACAAAAAAAAACCAACAAAGAAAAGUCAUAAAUGUAAAGCAAAACAUUAACAAAACCAAUAGGAACUCGGAUUUCUUAAAGAAUGCUUCGAUAAAUGAUACGUUAAACCCCAUUGUUCUACAUUAGAAUCUAGUUACUUUUAAUGGAAAGAGCAGUAGCAGUAGCAGCAGCAGCAUCAGCAUCAGAAGCGGUAUCCAGGAGGAGAGUAGCAUUAAUGGAGCAGCAGUAGCAGCAGAAACCAACAAAUAAUGGACCAAGAAAAAGCUUAGAAACAACAUCCAGAGCAAGCGUAUAGAGCGGCACAAUCAUCAUCAGGAGCAGCAGCAGGGAUCGAAAAAAAUACACAUUAAAUUAAUUCAAAAUUCCUUGUUAAUUAUUUUUAUGCGAUUUUAUUCGAAAACCUUCAACAAAACGAUCGAAAUUUUGUUUGUGGAUUGUUUCGAACAAAGCGCCUAAAAAUAAUUUAAAGCGUCGAUAGUUGCGGUGAAAUUAAGCCAGAAUAAAGCCAGCGUUAACCGCAACCGCAGAAACAUCCGAA